AGGCCGCCAUUAACCGCCGUGCACCGCCGUCAUCGUCGCCGAGGCAUCGCCUUCGGGUUCUUGAAAUUUGAAAACCAUGAAAUUGCUCUCGUCGUUUGUUUCGCCGCCGGCGACCGGGAUUGCUCAGUCCGUACGGGGUUGCCGCAGGCCGGGCGUCAAGUGGGCCCGCCGGGCGUCCGUGUCCGCCGCCUUUGGCGUGGCGGAGAGAGAGAAGGAGAAGGUGGUGGUGGUUUUGGGCGCAACCGGGUCCGGGAAAUCCAGGGCGUCGAUAGACCUCGCCACCAGGUACUUCACAUCGGCGGAGGUGAUCAACUCCGAUAAGAUUCAGGUGUACCGCGGCUUGGAUAUUACCACCAAUAAAAUGGCAAUGCAGGACCGCCGCGGCGUCCGCCACCACCUCCUCGACGAGUUCGACCCCUCCGAGUCGCACCCGGAGUUCUCUCCGUCGGAUUUCCGCGCUGUCGCCGGCGAAAGGAUCUCCGACAUUAUAAGCCGUGGAAAAACCCCGUUCGUCGUCGGCGGGUCAAACUCCUUCGUCUACGCUCUGCUGGCGAAGCGGUUCGACCCGGAUUCUGACGUGUUCGGCGAGUCUAACCCGGUUGACUCGGUCUGCCGGGAACUUCGCUACGACUGUUGCUUCCUCUGGGUGGACGUAUCGCCGCCGGUACUGAACCAAUACCUCGACCGGCGUGUCGACGAGAUGAUGGACUCCGGCAUGCUGGAGGAGCUCUCCCGGUGGUACUCCGAUCCGGGAAACCCGAAACCCCGAACGGGACUGGCGAAGGCGAUCGGCGUUCCCGAGUUCGCCGCCUAUUUCCAGCACUCCGGCGACGAGGAAACACAGCGGCGGCUGUACGCCGCGGCGGUGGGGGAAAUCAAAGCCAACACCCGGGUGCUGGCGGCGAGGCAACAGUGGAAGAUCCAACGGCUCAGAGAGAGAUGCGGGUGGGACCUACACAGGAUAAACUCCAGUGCGGCUUUCGCGGCGGCGAUGGGUUCUGAAUCGAAGUCGGAAACCGCCGAGAUUUGGGAGAAACAGGUGGUGCAACCAAGCAUGAAGAUUGUGGAGAAAUUCUUGUUGGAGGAGAAGAAAAGCUGGGUAUGGAAGCAUGGAGGGGAGAAGAAGAAGGAGGAGAGGUGUUUGCAUUUUGCAUAAUCAGUGGGCAAAUCAAUUUUGAUGGGAGUUUUGGCAUUUUGGUCCAACAAAAGUUCUAAAGAGUGUACAAAUAAAAUACAAAUACACCUUUUGCCUCUCUUUUUUUUCUCUCUUUUUUUAAAGGAUGGUUUAUCCUCUUUUUGUUUUGCCUCUAAACUAUAAAGAAUGUAGCCAAUGUAGGCCAUCUUUAUGAAAAAUACUAAAAAGACUAAUAGUAUAAAAUAAUACCCUCUCAUAUCUAUUUCUUACUAGUCUCUUUUAGCAUGUUUGGUAGGAUAUAAAGAGAAACAAUCAAAGGGUGCCUUUUUUUGUGAAUAUUGGGUGAAGUUUAGCCGUUGAGCGUAAAUGAAAUGUCCUGAUAUCU
Molecule: messenger RNA, 1520 nt
Organism: Cuscuta campestris
Lineage: Eukaryota; Viridiplantae; Streptophyta; Magnoliopsida; Solanales; Convolvulaceae
Source: the annotation of a GenBank genome assembly